Messenger RNA from Haplochromis burtoni (Burton's mouthbrooder), 2156 nucleotides. RefSeq names its product ras homolog family member T2 (gene rhot2). The coding region runs from base 170 to 2026 and encodes 618 amino acids. Gene Ontology annotation, molecular function: GTPase activity; GTP binding; calcium ion binding. The transcript has 19 exons. Gene Ontology annotation, biological process: mitochondrion organization; small GTPase-mediated signal transduction. The record is from RefSeq and is a predicted model, not a curated record. NCBI's taxonomy places the organism in Eukaryota, Metazoa, Chordata, Actinopteri, Cichliformes, Cichlidae. Gene Ontology annotation, cellular component: mitochondrial outer membrane.
GGUUUCACAGUCUCCUCUGUGAACCGGAAAGAUAUGAUUUCACCUUGGCUGCAUAUCGCUGUGGAGUGGCACACGUUUGUUUUAAGCUAGAAAUUUGACAUUCAAAUGAAUGGUGGAUGUCACUUUAGUGCCGCGACGUGUCUGACUGUUCUCCAGAGAGAGAGAAAACAUGAAGCAAGACGUCAGGAUACUUUUGCUGGGGGAACCCAAAGUGGGGAAGACAUCUCUCAUCAUGUCUCUGGUUGGAGAGGAGUUUCCUGAACAGGUUCCCCCCAGAGCUGAAGAGAUAACCAUCCCUGCUGAUGUGACUCCAGAGAAGGUUCCCACACACAUAGUGGACUACUCAGAAAAAGAGCAGAGUGACGAGGUCCUUAGAGAUGAGAUCAUCAAGGCUAAUGUGGUGUGUGUAGUGUAUGAUGUCACCAAUGAGGACACAAUAGACAAGAUUAAAACCAAAUGGAUACCUUUAGUCAACGGAGAUGCAGAGAAGGGAAACAAGGUUCCCAUCAUCCUCGUGGGAAACAAAUCUGAUCUGCGCUGUGGGAGUUCCAUGGAAACCAUUCUACCCAUCAUGAACCAGUUCUCUGAGAUUGAGACAUGUGUUGAGUGCUCUGCAAAGAACCUAAAAAACAUUUCAGAGCUGUUCUAUUAUGCACAGAAGGCAGUGCUACACCCCACUGCUCCUCUUUAUGACCCUGAGGACAAACAGCUAAAACCGUCGUGUGUCCGAGCUCUCACCCGAAUAUUCUACAUUUCCGACCAGGACAACGAUCGCAUCCUCAGUGAUGCUGAACUCAACAGCUUUCAGAAAUCCUGUUUUGGGAAUCCUCUGGCACCACAAGCCUUAGAAGAUGUAAAGACUGUAGUUUGGAAGAACACCAGCGAUGGAGUCCAGGACAAUGGCCUGACCCUAAAUGGUUUCUUGUUCCUUAAUACAUUAUUUAUUCAGAGGGGUCGACAUGAAACCACGUGGACUAUCCUCAGAAAGUUUGGCUACGAUGACAACCUUGAGCUGACUGAUGAUUACCUUUACCCUGAACUCAGAGUUCCUGUUGGCUGCACCACAGAGCUCAAUCAUCAGGGUUACCAGUUCAUCCAGCAGUUGUUUGACAAGUACGAUGAAGAUAAGGACUCCGCCUUGUCACCGAAAGAGCUUAGAAACCUGUUUUGCGUAUGUCCUUACAUGCCAUGGGGUCCUGAAGUCUACAUGACUGUCCCAACCACAAAUAAGGGCUACAUCUCAAAUCACGGCUACCUCUGUCAGUGGACGCUUUCUGCAUACCUUGACAUCCACCGUUGCCUGGAGCACCUAGGAUAUCUAGGCUACCCUAUUCUCACUGAACAGGACUCACAGACUGCUGGAGUCACAGUGACACGAGAGAAAAAGGUGGACCUAGAAAAGCGACAGACCCAGAGAUCAGUAUUUCUCUGCAAAGUGAUUGGACCAAGAGGGACAGGCAAGUCGGCCUUCCUCCAGGCCUUUUUGGAUCGCCACAUUGUGAAUAAAGGCGAUUCCAGCAGUGCCUUCUGCCCUUAUGUCAUAAAUACUGUACAAGUCAGUAACCAGGAAAAGUACCUUAUCCUUAACGAGGUAGACGUGGAGACAGAGUUCUUGAAGAAGUCAGACGCCUCCUGUGAUGUUGCUUGUCUCAUGUACGACAUCAGUGACCCCCAUUCCUUCAACUAUUGUGCCAGCAUAUACAAGCAACACUACAUGGAAAGCAACAUCCCAUGCGUGCUGGUCGCCUCCAAGGUGGACCUUCCUGAAGUGAAGCAGUUCCACGGGAUGACCCCAGCAGAGUUCUGUUAUAAGCACAGACUGCCUCCACCGAUGCCCUUCUCCACGCUGUCCCUUGACUCCACCAGCAAGAACAUCUACACAAGACUUGCCUGGGCAGCCAUGUACCCGCACCUGAAUGGUUCAGACAUGAGCAACACAACAUUCUGGCUGAGAGUGGCUUUAGGCUCGGCUGUGGUUGCAGUUCUGGGUUUUGCUAUCUACAGAGCUGUUGCCAGACUGAAAUGACUGACAAGCUGGAAAGGCUUUCCCCCCCCCAGCCUGAUGCUCCAUCCAUCAAGACCAAACCUCUGUGACCAGAUGCAGAACCGCCACAGCUUGAACUAGACAAAGUCCAUGUCAUCUUACUUUUUUUUUU